AUGCAGGUCCAUACUUCUCAAGUUUCCCCUACGCUAUCAAGGCAGAAACGUCCCACAUAUCCUCUUUCCCUUUGCACCGAUGACCGUGUCGUCUUUGAUGCGGCAUCAUACACGCGCGCCAUACUUGGCCCUCCCGCCUCAUGGUCAGAAGAAUGGCUAUUCAGCGCGCUCACGUCCACCGAGCAAGCAACCGGACGACUAUCUGGUCGUUCUGACUCUGCUAUCACGUCCUAUCUUGAUGAAUGGAAGACAUUGGGGCGGGAUCAAGAGAACCUCUGUCGGGAUUACGCUUGCUGUGGCCUCGGCUUGAAAGACCUACACGCGCUCACGGAACACUUCGAAGAUAUGCACGUCGAAGCCACCGAAUUGCCCGUGGAAUAUCUCGACCCCCAAAUUCCCGAAGCAAUGGUUCAACCGGAGUGUCUCAAUCCAGCUGUCGUUCAACCUCUUUACAAUCGAUCUCUCUUCACUACCCCCGCUCCCGACCUCGCUCCUCAGCCGCCAAUCAAUGCUCAAGCGCACGCGCUGUAA
Molecule: messenger RNA, 531 nt
Organism: Peniophora sp. CBMAI 1063
Lineage: Eukaryota; Fungi; Basidiomycota; Agaricomycetes; Russulales; Peniophoraceae
Source: the annotation of a GenBank genome assembly